UUACAGACAACAUGACCGGCCAACAGCAGGAGAAGUGGCAGCAGGUUGCCGAGCUAAUACAACGGCUGGGGCUGGUAUCCGGUGGCCAGGAUGAGCCGCGAACAGCCGCCCAGGUCGCGAGGAUGACUACCCGCCAACUCCUACAGGACCCAGUGCGGGCGGCCAUCUACAACCGGGGCUGGGCGGACCGUACGACGGACAUCCAGCGGAGGUUGCGGCCACACCGACCACCAUCAACAUCAACAACCGGCAGCCGCACACCGUCCCUGACAAGGCCACCACCCCCAGCAACGACACCUGCCCCCGUAACACCUGCGGAGCCGGCACCGGUACCCAGGCAAACGGGGGUACUCCCCGGCCCAACGGGAAAGGUGAGGACGGAGGCGCAGCAGGCACGGAACCGCCGGAAAUUCCAGCAGCUGAAGGAAAAGAGGAAGGCCAGGGAAAGCGAGGCAAGCCAACAACGUCGGCUUGCCAAGCAACCCGCGCCAACCUCAGACCCGGAAGCAGCCGGCACGCCUCCGGCCAACCCAACACCGAUGGAGGUGGACAAACCGGCAUCCAAGGACGACAAGUCCGAGGAGCCGGGACAGCCCACCAGCCAGGAGUCGCCAGACCAAUCAGAGGCCACGGUGGACAUAACCGAGGCAGAUUGGCUGGUGGCGUUCGAGGGGAUGCCGGAGUUGGACGACACUCACUCGUUCUACACUCCGGUAGGGUCCCCAAAACACCCCCAGUAA
Messenger RNA from Metopolophium dirhodum (rose-grain aphid), 740 nucleotides. RefSeq names its product proteoglycan 4-like. Bases 12 to 740 code for a protein of 242 amino acids. The record is from RefSeq and is a predicted model, not a curated record. Lineage: Eukaryota; Metazoa; Arthropoda; Insecta; Hemiptera; Aphididae. The transcript has a single exon.